GGGAGUGCUCUUGGAGUCUUAGUACUUGUUUUUGGUACAUGGAGACUAUACAAAUUCAUAAUGAAAAGAAAAGAAAUUAAACAGAAGAAAACAUUUUUCAAACGAAAUGGUGGCCUUUUGUUGGAACAGCAAAUACACUCGAGUGAAAACAAAGUCGAGCAAACCAAGUUGUUCGAUGCAAAAGAGUUAGAGAAGGCAACAAAUAAUUUUAGUAUAGACAGAGUUCUUGGACAAGGAGGUCAAGGUACUGUGUACAAAGGAAUGUUGGAAGAUGGAAAGAUUGUUGCGAUAAAGAAGUCUAAAAUAAUUGAUGAAGCCAAACUCUCUGAAUUCAUUAAUGAGGUUGUUAUUCUUACGCAAAUCAAUCAUAGAAAUGUUGUCAAGCUAUUGGGAUGUUGUUUGGAGACAGAUGUUCCACUUCUAGUUUAUGAAUUUGUUCCAAACGGAACGCUUUCUGAGUAUAUUCAUGACAAAAAUGUAGAGUUUCCUUUUACAUGGAGUAUGCGAUUACGAAUUGCAACUGAGGUUGCGGGAGCUCUCUCAUACUUACACUCAGCAGCUUCUUUUCCAAUUUAUCAUCGAUAUGUUAAGUCUACAAACAUACUCCUUGAUGAAAAAUUGAGAGCUAAAGUUGCAGACUUUGGUACAUCAAGAACUAUUUCCUUAGAGCAAACACACUUGACCACUGUAGUUUAUGGCACAUUUGGUUAUCUAGAUCCAGAAUAUUUUCAAACAAGCCAAUUUACAGAUAAGAGUGAUGUUUAUAGUUUUGGAGUGAUUCUUGUUGAGCUCUUGACUGGACAAAAAGCAAUAUCUGCAGCAAGAUCAGAGGAAGGAAGAAGUUUGGCAACAUAUUUCAUAAUGACAAUGGAGGAAAAUAGCAGUAUUCUGUUCGAUAUUCUUGAUGGUCAAAUUGUCAAAGAUGCGCCAAAAGAAGAGAUCUUAAUUGUUGCUAAUCUUGCACAAAAAUGCUUACACUUGAACGGAAGGAAUAGACCUACCAUGAAAGAAGUAGCAAUGGAGCUAGAGAGGAUACAAGUCAUUGAUAAUAAAGAUGCAAAGGGUAGUCAACAUGAUUAUGAAGAGCUAGCAUAUGCACAACCUGAAGUUAUAGACUACUCUUGGAAUGCUUCCUCGUCAACAACUUUUGAUAAUAAUGCAUCUAGUUCUUCGUUGCAUCAAGAAUUACCAUUAUUAUAAGCUCUCAGCUCACAUUAUUCUCACGCACCCCACUGGUUUAUCAUCCAAAAUAAUAUUUUGGAGAGUCUCUUCUUUAUCCUUGGUUCAACAAUGGAUUUUGUUUGGGGGUGAUAUUGUAGUAAUUUUGCAGAAAUAUAUUGCCUUUGGAAGUUGGUUUUGAAGAGUUGGACUUUAUUGUAUGGAGUUAUCAACUUUUUAUUUCAUGAGACUUUGUUAUGAACAUUAUUUUAUAUGGACUUUAUUAUAUAUGUACGAGACUUUGAAUAUUUUAGACUUGUAGACUUUUAUAAGUGUGAGAUUUUAGAUAAUUUAGACUUGUAAUCUUUAUGUUCAAUUAUGUAUAUUGUAGACUUUAUUAUGCCGGUACAAGAUUUCUAUUUAUAAUGAGAAAUACAUUUUCAUUGUAGAAA
Humulus lupulus (European hop) is the source of this 1610-nucleotide messenger RNA. Its product is annotated as wall-associated receptor kinase-like 1. The record is from RefSeq and is a predicted model, not a curated record. The coding region runs from base 61 to 1200 and encodes 379 amino acids. Gene Ontology annotation, molecular function: ATP binding; protein serine/threonine kinase activity. The transcript has 3 exons. NCBI's taxonomy places the organism in Eukaryota, Viridiplantae, Streptophyta, Magnoliopsida, Rosales, Cannabaceae. Gene Ontology annotation, biological process: protein phosphorylation; cell surface receptor signaling pathway. Gene Ontology annotation, cellular component: plasma membrane.